AUGGACGAGCCCUCCCCCAAGCCCCCACCUUACUCAUCCAAGGAAGACCUCAUCGCAAACGGACUGCAAGACUUCUCCCCCAACGGCGAGCUAGAAUGCCCAAUAUGCCGAGAGCUCAUCAUUGCCGGGACCCCCACGCCAUCUACUCUCAAUGACUCACCGCUCCCGACCCCCAGCGAAUCCGAAGACCCGUUUCAAGAAUCGGACAAUCGAGAUGAACCUUCUUCGACGGCAGAGCAGCACGUAGGACCAGAUAUCGCUCACAUAGAGCCACAGCAAUCUCAACACCCAACCCCGCCCCAUCCCUCCACAACCAGCACCACCGCCUCCAUCCCCGGGAACCAGCACGCACCCAACCCCGAAACCGCCGUCCUCCUCCCCUGCGCCCACGUCUUCGGCCUCACCUGCCUACUGACCUGGCUCUCCGCCCCCACGGGAAACCGCUGCCCCACCUGCAACCAGACGCUCUUCCCCUUGCACAAACUCACCGUGCGGCUGCGUGAGCCGACGCGCGCCAUGCGCGCCGCGUUCGCCGAGGUGGUCGAGACGCUGCUGGGGGAUCCCGAGACAGCGGCCGUCAUACGCAGGAACUUGAUGAGCGGGUGGACGAGGGCGCUUAUGCGCGAGCUGGCGCUGGCGGUUUAUGGGAAUGUGAAUGAGGGGUGGGAGGUCGAGUAUGUUUAUGAGGGCGGUGGGGAAGGGGAAGAGGAAGAGGAUGGGGAUGGGGUGUAUGCUGAUGAUAUGGAUGAGGAUGAGGACGAGGAGGACGAGGAGGAUGGGGAUGGGAGAGGGGAGGUUGAGUACGAGGAUCGGGGAGUGCAGACUGUUGAGGACGAGGACGAGUUUACUUCAUGAUGAUGUGAGAGCUGUUACGAGGAUAUCGUGUUUGUCUCAGCAACAGCGGUACGAAAGAGGUGGAAGCUGUUACUUCUAGGGGAUGUGCGAUGGAUUGUGCGAUGUUAUUGUAAGGGUAUUGUACUUCGAGGUGUUUGUCAUGGGUGUCUAUCCGGCGAGCGGUGUUAUUGGUAUUACGGAUUGACAGACCGUCUUCAUCCUGUUAGAUUUCCUUCUCGUUGUCCUACCUGCCUUAGAUUCCAUAA
Molecule: messenger RNA, 1100 nt
Organism: Trematosphaeria pertusa
Lineage: Eukaryota; Fungi; Ascomycota; Dothideomycetes; Pleosporales; Trematosphaeriaceae
Exons: 1
Coding region: 1-855 (284 amino acids)
Molecular function (GO): metal ion binding
Source: RefSeq, a predicted model, not a curated record